AAAGAAUUUCAAAAGGUUGAAUUUCGUGCUCUUGAAUUAAUUUAAUUUACUUUAUUUUCCCUAACUUUAUUUGUUCGGAGUAAUUCAAUUUGCGGUUGAAUUUGAUAGGGAAUUUAGGGUAUCGGAGGCAGAGUCUCUUACUGAACGUGAAGAUAAGAAAAUGGCGGGAGAUGAUGCAGAGAAAGAGCUACGAAAUCAUCGCCCUUCUUUGAAAACCCCUCCUUCCCUCAAUAAUUACCCAAACUGGAAAACCAAGCUCCGGGAGAAUUGCUUCCGAAGGGUUCGCGAGGAUCGAACUCGGUUGCUCUGGAAAUUGAGACUACCCGAUCUUAAGAGCCAAUCUUCCAACAACAAGGAUCUCAUCAAUUCAAGCCUUCAGGGCAUAGUUUCUGAUGAACUAAGAAAAAUUAAGGGAUUCUCACUGGAUGAAAGUUCAGCUCCAACAUGUCGUAAUGCUACUGAUGACAUGAUAUGGGAAUAUGAUGGUCUUCAGACAGCUUAUGCAGGCGACUGCGAGGAAAUACUAUUAGAAAUGCAAAACAUAUUUUAUGAGGAGCUUGGGAGAGGAGAAAGUAGAAAAGAGCCUGAAAAAUUGAUCACAACAUGGGAUGAUGAGGAAGACGAAUAUUUGGCUCGUAUAGUGUUUGAUCACAUGCAGCUAAAUAGUGAUCAGGUUUCACCGGAGGUUUGGUGCCCCAUCUGCAAACAAGGGAAGUUGCAGGAAAAUGGCCAUAAUAUAUAUUGCAAUCGGUGCAAAUUCGAACUAAAAAGAGACCAUGAGGUUGAUCUGAACUUCUUAAGGCUGAGGCUGGGUGAAGCUCACACAGAGCAUCUUGUUAAAGGAUGCAGACUGAAACCUGAGUUCUGCGUUGAAACUAAGUUUCAACUGACUGCAAUAUAUAUCAAGUGUCAAGGCUGCGACACAUUUGAUAUUGUCCUAUAACCAGUCACUCCAGCUAGGGCAGGCAGAUGAUAUAUUGAUAUGUACCCAACUCCCAGGUAAAGUAAACCAACUUCGUUUGCAUUUGUUAAUUAUGGCUUUACGCUGCCAUGUUUCGUAAUUGUUGUCUUGAAAAGGGUCUUUACUACAGUAACAAAAUUGUUUUAUUUCUUGUGAGUUUCUUGAGAAAUGUGUAGUGCAGAUAUACACCAUACCAAUCACCUUUAUAUAUUGAAA
Molecule: messenger RNA, 1177 nt
Organism: Salvia miltiorrhiza (redroot sage)
Lineage: Eukaryota; Viridiplantae; Streptophyta; Magnoliopsida; Lamiales; Lamiaceae
Exons: 6
Coding region: 161-943 (260 amino acids)
Biological process (GO): protein import into nucleus
Cellular component (GO): nucleus
Source: RefSeq, a predicted model, not a curated record